Aureobasidium musti is the source of this 414-nucleotide messenger RNA. The record is from the annotation of a GenBank genome assembly. Lineage: Eukaryota; Fungi; Ascomycota; Dothideomycetes; Dothideales; Saccotheciaceae.
AUGCCUUCAUCAAGCGACCACAACACAGACAAAGAGCGCCGCGUCAUCGGCAUCUUCAUCUACUCAUACAUCCGUCUUUUCCACGCCGAGCAACACCUCCUCAACAUCCACCUCCUGUCCGCCUUCGCCGCCGUCCUCGAAAUGGAAGAAGCAGAUCUCGAAUUCCAGCUUGAAGAUCAGGAAGGACGUAAAAUGGUGCUUGCCGAAGAAGACAGACUUGCCAGAUUGAAGAAUGGUACCAAGAGCGCUAUUGUGCAUUCGGCUGCUGAGCUUGUGGAGGAUGUGGCUAGGGAUACGGUUGGCGAGUUUGGUGCUAAGGAGCAGGAAGUCAUGUUUGAGCUUGCUGGGGUCAUGUAUGGCGCUGCUCGCAAGCUCAAGUCGCCCAACAUUGAGUGCAUCACUAUCGCCGACUGA